This is a messenger RNA of Colletotrichum destructivum, 456 nucleotides long. RefSeq names its product Putative SKP1/BTB/POZ domain superfamily protein. The record is from RefSeq and is a predicted model, not a curated record. The transcript has a single exon. Lineage: Eukaryota; Fungi; Ascomycota; Sordariomycetes; Glomerellales; Glomerellaceae. Bases 1 to 456 code for a protein of 151 amino acids.
AUGCCCAACCGCCAUGAAAUCGACAAAGACGGAGAUCUUAUUCUCCAGCUCAGUCGUGUGGGUCUAUACGAUGCCGAGGACGAGGUUGCUGAAGACGAGGCGAGCAGCGAGGACGCCGACGAGAAGCUCGCGAACUACGAACAAGUCGCAAACGAUGAACUCAGGGUGUCUUCCAAGGUCCUCGCCUUAAACUCUCCAGUCUUCAAAGCGAUGCUGGGGGGAAGAUUCAAAGAAGGCACGGAGCUCGCCGAGAACAUGGGGUCCCCAGAGCCAUACAGCAUCGAUUUCCCGGACGACGACCUCGAGGCCAUGACCAUUUUAUGCCAGAUUCUUCACAACGUCUACGUUUCCGAGAGACCAAAACCGAUAGGUCUCUCUCGGCUGGCUUCCAUCGGCGACAAAUACGAGUGCAUCAAUGCGUUGAAAUACUGCGGCAUGGUCUGGAUCCGAGACUAG